GAAAUUAAUCUCAGCAGAACUGCCUUUGGUCUGUGUUUAAGCUUGGACAUUGUUCAGUUAUUGAUUGUUGGCUUGCUUACUUGAAGAUUGAAGGACAAUGAAUUGCGACAAUCUUAUUCUACUAGUUACGGCAGCAUUCAGCAUUCUUGUUAUCGAUUUGGCACUUGCCAAGGACUAUUACAAAAUUUUGGGAGUACCGAGAGAUGCCAACGACAGACAGAUCAAAAAAGCGUUUAGAAAGCUUGCUGUGAAAUAUCAUCCCGAUAAAAAUAAGGCUAAAGAUGCAGAGGCAAAAUUCCGCGAAAUUGCUGAAGCAUAUGAAGUACUAUCAGAUGAGAACAAGCGGCGUGAUUAUGAUCAGUUUGGUUCUGAAGGAAUGAAUGAUAAUGGCUUCAACUUCCGUCAGGGUGGAAGUUUUAAAAGCUUUGAUGACUUGUUUAAAGAUUUUGACUUUGGUUUUGGAAGUGGACAAGGAAAUGGUUUUAAGUUUUCAUUUGGAGGUGGAUUUGAUGAUUUCUUUGGUGAUGACGAUGAGGAUGAAGAGGAGGAUGAUUUUUUUGGUGGAUUUAAAUUUGGUGGUUUUGGAGACUCAUUCUUUGGUGAGGAAAACUUCCAUAAUAGCAGACAAAGGGAAGAUUUAUAUUCAAGUGACAGAGGAGACAGGGUUCACAGAAAUGUCAGACAUGAAGAGUUUCGCCAAACAAGAGGCAGAAGUUGCCGAACUGUCACAAGGAAAGUGGGAAACAUGGUUACAACAUUUACAGAUUGUUCCUAGGGGUAUUGUUCAGUAUUUAGUAAUGAUUAGGGUUGCCUCAGGGUUAAAUUAACAGAGGCAUUAUAGGUUUAUCAUGAUCAAAUUGGAUUGGCUAGUGUUAUUGCUAGUUGAGAUAGCUCAUAUGAGUGCUGUUCAAAUACAAUAGACAACUUUAAAUGAAAUGUUUGUAAGUUCGUUGCUAUUCUGAUUAAUUUAAAAUUACUGUCACCUUAAAAUUCAUCUAUAGUACAGACAUAACUGAAUUUGAUGGACUAAGACACAUUAUUAGAUUAAGUGUUAUGGUAUAUGAAACUCCAGUCACAAUACCCUGUUUUUGAGUUCUCUUCUGCUUUUGUGUGAAAGUGAAAUGUUCAUGCAAAUCAAACUCAUUUUCAUGUGGUAGAAAAAGUUUGCAAAAGAACUAGUUUGGAAACCGAGGAAAAAGGCAACUUGGCAAUGGCCUACUAUAUGAAAACAGAAAUUUGUCACCAGAGAUAAGUCAUUCACUCAUUGAAGAAGUGGGGCUGGAAUGUUUCUGACUUCAUACAAAAGAUAAAGCUGAGUUAAGAACAGGAAAUUAUAGUAACUACAAAGGACUACUUCUGCUUCAAUCUACCAGGAAGACUUGAAUUUGUCAUGUAAAUCUCUCUUUUGAUGCAGUUUUUAACAGCUAGUCAAAAUUCCGUUAAGUCCAAGCCUGCAGACUAUUUCUGAGAACUGAAAACUGUUGCAAUUGUACAAGUAAUUUAACUAUUUUACUUUGAUGAGGGUGGCUUGUUGGAUUGGUGUUAAGGGAACUGCUGGCAGUUACAAGCAAAUUUCCUUUGCUCUAGGACUGAAGGAUUAGAUUUAUUUUUGUAAGGAAAAAAUGUGCACACUUGUAUGUACUGACUCUCAACUAACCUUAGCACUCAAUGAGGGGUAAUCUUAAAUUAUUAUAUUUGAGAGAUUAAGCAUCUGGUUUGUUUUGUUUCAUGAAUGGGAAAAAUAUAUCCUGCUUUUGCCAUCUGUUAUUGAUAGUUGAAAGUUAGUAAUUUCAGGUUUGUUUUUAAUUCCUCUUUCAAUAUCAUCAUUAGCGGCAAAAGUAACCAGAAUCUGUAGCAAGUAAAGCGUGAUGCUUGACCUCCCAGUUAUUAGUAAUUAGUGUUUAUGCACAAUAGAGCAUUGUAUUUACCAUGUAAUUGUAAAGUACUAUUGAACUAGUUUGUACAUACUUGUACAUGGAAUAAACGUUUUUCUUACA
This is a messenger RNA of Orbicella faveolata, 1997 nucleotides long. RefSeq names its product dnaJ homolog subfamily B member 9-like. Gene Ontology annotation, cellular component: endoplasmic reticulum. Gene Ontology annotation, molecular function: misfolded protein binding; protein-folding chaperone binding. The record is from RefSeq and is a predicted model, not a curated record. Gene Ontology annotation, biological process: ERAD pathway. Lineage: Eukaryota; Metazoa; Cnidaria; Anthozoa; Scleractinia; Merulinidae.